AUGCCCUCCCUGUUUGAGCGUAUCAGCAAGAACUUGGUCAAAGAGAUUGGAGCCGAAGACCUGAGGCCCAUAAGAUCCCUGCAGAGCGCCAGCAAAUACCGAGUGCUGUCAGUAUUACGGAAGAAGAGGACCCGCUCAAGGUUCUGGGAAUCACCUGACGUUCCGGUAGAGUACACGCUCACGGACUUCCUGGAGCCAGGCUCUUCAGUCCCGGAAUUUGAUGUCUCAGGACCGUUUCACCUCAGCAAUGCUGCGGGCCAGAAGCGGAAGGCUUCUGCCAACGUGACUGCUGGGCUAGAAGCGAGGGUGUCAGGGGAAGCCACUGAAUGCUGUGGAUCCUCCCUUCAGUUCCAAGUUGUUCGUAUCCUGACCCAUAAAUGGAAAGACCUUCAAAAGAGGAAAGUGCUGGAUCCAAAGCUGUUACUGAUGGUGAAGUCCCAGGACAGAGGAAACAAUUUCUAUGUGGUGACAGAGACCGUGGAGCUGACCCAGACUACUGAGCUGCAUGACAGCGGAAGUGUGACUGCUACGGGAAGUUGCUCAAUCCCUUGGACUCUUUUGGUCAAGGGUCAAUGCCAGGGAGAGGUUCACAAAGUGACAGAGAAGAUGCUGACUCUGUCACAGGGCACAGUGUUGGCCUACAAGAGGAAGCGGCUGUUUUUUGAGGCGAAUGGCUGGGAUAUUCUCACCCUAGACGACUACAAGCCGAAAACCUUUCCAGGACGCACCUUGGUGUUCAAGUCGGGAGACUCAAAAUGGUUCAGGGGUUUUAUCCCGUUACCAGCAGAAUUUGAGGACCUACGGCAGGAGAUUUUCUGGGAAAUGGAGGCCCUGUCCCUGCUCGCACGGGACGCUCAGGAUGCUAUACUCCAUACGAUCCUGAACAUGCUUGGGAACCAAGAGGCUUUGCAGGACCUCAUGGAUGAGCUGGAUAGGAACCCCUGGGAUCCUCCGGAUAGCUUUGGUGGCAAAAUCUUAAAUGAGAUGCAAGAGGACAUAAGAGACCUAUGGAUCCAGGAAAGAUUUCACAUCACUUACCUCCUUGAAGCCAUAAUGGUGCUGAGUGACACCCAACGUGACCUGCUCGCCCAGUCCAUGAAGAAGAGGAUCCUGCUCCAGCAGCAGGAGCUGGUAAGGAGCAUCCUGGAGCCCAACUUCAAAUACUUCAAGGAUAUCCCCUUCACCCUCAAACCUGAGCUCCUUGCCACACUCCAGGACGAGGAUUUGGCCAUCACCUAUGGCCUUCUGCAGGAGUGUGGCCUGAAUAUGGAGCUGAACAGCCCCAGUUCAACCUGGGAUCUGGAAGACAAGCAGACUCUGUCUGCCCUGUAUGGGACCCUCUCCCUGCUGCAGCGGCUGACAGUCAGUCCAGAGAGGCCUGGCCUCGCCGCAGUCUAUGCUGGGAGCAUCCCUGAUGAGCUCAGGGGCCCAAAAGCCACCACUUCUGGCGUUCCGGGUAGCAUGGAGCCAGGAAUCAGCACACCUGAGGGAACGUUCUGA
Molecule: messenger RNA, 1500 nt
Organism: Mustela erminea (ermine)
Lineage: Eukaryota; Metazoa; Chordata; Mammalia; Carnivora; Mustelidae
Gene: GSDMC
Product: gasdermin C
Exons: 10
Coding region: 1-1500 (499 amino acids)
Biological process (GO): pyroptotic inflammatory response; defense response to bacterium
Molecular function (GO): phosphatidylinositol-4-phosphate binding; phosphatidylinositol-4,5-bisphosphate binding; phosphatidylserine binding
Source: RefSeq, a predicted model, not a curated record